AUUCGUGGUUAUCAUUCUUGCUUUCUUUCACUCGAUUCUCGUUCUCUUUUUCUCGUAAUUAGGGUUAGGGUUCCAAGAUCUAGGGUUAGGGUUUGCAGCGAUGUCGAGCUUUAGCGGAGAUGAGACUGCUCCCUUCUUCGGUUUCCUUGGCGCUGCCGCUGCGCUUGUCUUCUCCUGCAUGGGAGCGGCGUAUGGAACGGCGAAGAGUGGAGUGGGCGUGGCAUCAAUGGGGGUGAUGAGGCCGGAGCUCGUCAUGAAGUCGAUUGUGCCUGUUGUCAUGGCGGGAGUGCUUGGGAUCUACGGGCUUAUCAUCGCUGUUAUCAUCAGUACUGGAAUCAAUCCAAAGGCAAAAUCAUACUACCUGUUUGAUGGAUAUGCGCAUCUCUCGUCUGGGCUUGCUUGCGGUCUUGCUGGACUCUCGGCAGGCAUGGCCAUCGGCAUUGUUGGUGAUGCUGGCGUUCGGGCCAAUGCACAGCAGCCAAAGCUAUUUGUUGGCAUGAUUCUCAUCCUCAUUUUUGCAGAAGCUCUUGCUCUGUACGGCCUCAUCGUAGACAUUAUUCUUUCAUCUCGGGCUGGGCAAUCUCGGGCGGACUAAGCGAAACAAGUCAUCCGAUGGCAAACAUGAACUUGUACCAACUUUCUGUUCAUCAUAUUCAUAAUUUUGCUGUGAUUUAUUACAUAUUACAAGAUAGACAAACAUGUUAAGUCUUGAAUAUUUACUUGAGAUUUGCUCAUAUACUCUCCUUUUUGGGGAGUGACUUUGUAUGGCACUUGUAUUUUCCAUAAGCAAAUUAGCCAUUGUCUUCUA
Molecule: messenger RNA, 808 nt
Organism: Dioscorea cayenensis subsp. rotundata (Guinea yam)
Lineage: Eukaryota; Viridiplantae; Streptophyta; Magnoliopsida; Dioscoreales; Dioscoreaceae
Product: V-type proton ATPase 16 kDa proteolipid subunit-like
Exons: 3
Coding region: 101-595 (164 amino acids)
Biological process (GO): proton transmembrane transport
Cellular component (GO): proton-transporting V-type ATPase, V0 domain
Molecular function (GO): proton-transporting ATPase activity, rotational mechanism
Source: RefSeq, a predicted model, not a curated record